GCUGCCGGGAGCGCGCCCCGGAGACCCGGCGAGCGCGCCGGGCGGAAGUCGGCCGCCCGCAGGGUCCGGGCCUUGCCGCAGGGAAGCCCCGCCGCCCGCGGGCCCCGGAGCCAGCCUGCACCGGGUCCCGCCUGCCCUUCGGUCUGAUGCCCGUCCAGCCCUCCAACCACCUGGAAUGGAAUGAGCCUAUGCACUCCCUCCGGAUAAGUGUGGGGGGCCUUCCGGUGCUGGCGUCCAUGACCAAGGCGGCGGACCCCCGCUUCCGCCCCCGCUGGAAAGUGAUCCUGCCGUCCUUUGUGGGCGCUGCUGUCCUCUGGCUGCUCUACUCCCACCGCCCACCCCCAGGCAGGCCCCCUGCACCCAACGCUCACAACUGGAGGCUCAGCCAGGUACCUGCUGACCGGUACAAUGACACCUACCCCCUGUCUGCCCCCCAGAGGACACCGGGCGGGACUCGGUACCGAAUCGCAGUUAUUGCCGACUUGGACACAGAGUCUAGAGCCCAAGAGGAAAAUACCUGGUUCAGUUACCUGAAGAAGGGCUAUCUGACCCUGUCAGACAGCGGGGACAAGGUGGCCGUGGAGUGGGACAAAGGCCACGGGAUCCUCGAGUCCCACCUAGCUGAAAAGGGGCGGGGCAUGGAGCUGUCCGAGCUCAUCGUCUUCAAUGGGAGACUCUACUCUGUGGACGACCGGACCGGGGUCAUCUACCAGAUCGAGGGUACCAGAGCCGUGCCGUGGGUGAUUCUGUCCGAUGGCGAUGGAACCGUGGGGAAAGGCUUCAAAGCCGAGUGGCUGGCUGUGAAGGACGAGCAUCUGUAUGUGGGCGGCCUGGGCAAGGAGUGGACCACCAGCACGGGGGAGGUGAUGAACGAAAACCCGGAGUGGGUGAAGGUGGUGGGCUGCAGAGGCAGCGUGGACCACGAGAACUGGGUGUCCAGCUACAAUGCUCUGCGGGCCGCUGCAGGGAUCCAGCCUCCAGGCUACCUCAUUCACGAAUCUGCCUGCUGGAGUGACACGCUGCAGCGGUGGUUCUUCCUGCCGCGCCGGGCCAGCCACGAGCGGUACAGCGAGAAGGACGACGAGCACAAGGGCACCAACCUGCUCCUGAGCGCCGCCCAGGACUUCAGCGACAUCUCCGUCAGCCGCGUGGGGGACGUGGUCCCCACGCACGGCUUCUCCUCCUUCAAGUUCAUCCCCAACACCGACGACCAGAUCAUUGUGGCCCUCAAGUCUGAGGAGGACGGAGGCAAGAUCGCCACCUACAUCAUGGCUUUCACGCUGGACGGCCGUUUCCUACUGCCUGAGACCAAGAUCGGCAACGUGAAAUAUGAAGGAAUAGAGUUUAUUUAAAUGGACAAAACUCAAACUAGCGAGGCCCAGAGGUGGACAGUUUUCAGCUCCAUCAGGACUCGAAUUCCAUAAAAACCAGAGACUGCACUUUUCUGUGGUGUUUUGUUUUGCUUUCUUUUCCUUUUCGGAACUUGCCUGGUUCAGGGAGUUCAGCCCCAGGGUGCGUGGCGUGGCGGAGCCCCGAGUGCCGGGAGCUGGGGACCCCUGUGUGCGCUGCCAUCUGGUGGCGGGAGCCGUCCCUGCAGGCACCCUGAGCUGCACACACACCCCCCCCCCCCCCACCUGGCCUCGCCCUUCCUCCCUCCGACCUCUCUUUCUCCUCUUUCUGUUUGUUCCUCCCCCAAUAAAUGUAUCUUGAGCUCCUGCUGUGCGUCCAGCACUGUGCCCCUCUGGGAACGAGACAGCGAGUCCGAAGUGGACCGGCCCGUCAGACACUCCCAGGCCACCUUCUUUUCUUCCGUCUUCGUGAACCUCGUGCAUUAAAUCCAGUUCUCCAGGUUCCUCGGAAAGCGUCUGUCUACACUGCAGAGGAUCGCAGGGCUGGUGGGUGAGGGCGCUUCAGGGACGCCUCUGCCCGGAUUCUGCCGGCAAGGACGCCCUCAGCCUCACAUCAGACAGUCUCCUCGUCGCGCGGCCGACUCCAGUGCUCCGUUCGGGAAACUUCUGUGGCCGUGCGGCACUUUGAAGUUGUAAUUAUUAACUUAUUUUAAUCAAACCAAUUUCCUUUCUCGGAGUCACCAAAUCGGAUCGCACAGAGCAAAGUCCCACAGUCAACAACUUCGUUUCCAGUGGCGGGGAGAUUGGAAUUAAGUUCUGACCGUUGGUAAGAUAAGAUUUUAACGUUUCCAAGUCCUUGGUCGAAGGAUACGAAGCUGAAGCGUUGCUUCGUAUGACCAGCUCCCAGAGCUUGUCAUGCCCUGAAAGGCUUCCACAAAUGUUCUCUUGUACUUCCUGACCCAAGUGGGACCCUACGUCCUGCCACACCCACCCUGGGUCCCGGGCGCUGGGCUCUGUCCUCAGAGGGUAGUGGUGAUGCCUGCCUGGCCCCACGGCUUCUGUCCUCUGACCUUUUGCUCCCCCUUCCCUGGGGAGCUUUGCAGUCUUUUUUUCUGGAAACUUCGCACAAACCCUGCCUGUCUGCAUCCUUUGGCCUAUUCUCCAUGCUCCAGGGCAAAGGCAGAGGGUUGGGACUGGAGCCUAGAAGGGCCCCACCGUCAGCCAUAGCGCCCCUCCCCUAAAGCUUCCUCUCCCCUCAGGAGGAUGUGGGGGACGAGGGGGAUGGCCUGGGAACGGCCGUCAGACUUUUCUCACAGACUCUAGGAAGGAGCCCAGUGAGGGUCCGUCUUGUGCCGCCGUGUGUUUCUUCCACGGCGGGACAGGCAGCGGAAGAAUGUGACACGUUUCGAUGGAACUCGGCUCCCGCAGGACACAGCCUGGAAGACCCGAGUCUUUUCUGACUUUGCCUGGCCGGGCUCCCUGACCCACGUCCUUCAUGAAUGUCACUGAUGCUGGGGCUGUGUGAGUUUUUAGGACAGAGGCGGAAUCAGGAAAGUCGGAGGGCUCGGAACAGUCACUAAGGUGAGACCUUUCAGCCACGGCCUAGGUGCCCUGAAGAGCAUUCCUGCUGUCUGUGAUUUUCAACUCUUUAAAGUGAGAGGGUUUUUGGUUUCUUGUAUCUGCUACUGUCGGUGUAAGGAUUGUGUUCCUUCCAACUGGAACCGUUGUUUUGUAAACAAUAAAGUGCCAGAGGGGA
Messenger RNA from Lutra lutra (Eurasian river otter), 3105 nucleotides. RefSeq names its product calcium activated nucleotidase 1 (gene CANT1). Gene Ontology annotation, biological process: proteoglycan biosynthetic process. The record is from RefSeq and is a predicted model, not a curated record. Gene Ontology annotation, cellular component: membrane; extracellular matrix. The transcript is spliced from 4 exons. Lineage: Eukaryota; Metazoa; Chordata; Mammalia; Carnivora; Mustelidae. Bases 147 to 1352 code for a protein of 401 amino acids. Gene Ontology annotation, molecular function: calcium ion binding; GDP phosphatase activity; UDP phosphatase activity.